UAACCGAUGACAUCAGCUCAGGCAAAUUUCAAUUCCUGGAUGGCAGUUAAGUGCUAAUCCUGCUUCCAUCCCGGAUUUCUCAAACUAAAACAGGGGAGGGGGGAGUCGGUCUAUCAAAGCAGACAACAACACCGGAUUGAGGAAAUUGACGAGGGUAGAACAUGUGCAAAACAAAGUUGUUUAAAAGACAAAAGCGUGCUGUCUGUCGUUCAUAUCUGGGCGAGCGCAGCGGCACCCAUUGCUUAUUCAUGUCAGGUCUGUGCUGUCACGGCAGCUCAGUGUCACGCACGGGAGGAGGACCGCUAGUAUUCGGCCAUGCAGCUCUGUUUCAUCUUGCUAGUGUUGACGCGGCUGUUGGAGGUAGACGCCUGGAGCGUCGGACUGAAGUACGCAGUGGACUGCCCAGAGCGCUGCGACGAGAAGGUGUGCGGAGGGGUACAGCGCUGCAAGCGCACGGUGCUCGAUGACUGCGGCUGUUGCCGGGUAUGCGCAGCGGCAAGGGGGGAGCACUGCUACCGCACCGUGUCCGGCAUGGACGGGGUCAAAUGCGGACCUGGGCUGCGUUGUCACUUUUACAAAGAAGAGGAUGACUUUGGAGAGGAGUACGGCAUCUGCAAAGAUUGUCCAUAUGGGACAUAUGGAGUGGAGUGCAGAAAAACCUGCAACUGCAAGACAGGAAUAUGUGAUAGAGAAACUGGGAAAUGCAUGAAGUUUCCAUUUUAUUCAAUAGCACCCUCAAAAAUGGACAACAGACAUAAAUUGAGACCACAGACAGAAAAUGAAAUGGGGUCGGGAGACGCUCACAGCGAUGUAAAAGAAGAUUUAUUAAAGGAGAAAAACAUGCAGACAGCAACAAUAAAACGUCUGAAUCCUCGAAAAUCACCCAAAAAAUCACGGACCAUCGAGAACUGUGCGAAGUGAGGACAUGAAGAAUCGUCUUCGCGCCAAACUGGAAUCAUCCCCGCAUAAAUCAAAGUCAUCCAGAUGAUCUGAAUCUGCAUAAUUAGAUCUGGACCACCCUGUAUAUUGUCACAUUGUCAUAUUGUCACGACAGCUGAACGGACCAGGAGAAGGUCUGUCCCUUCCCAGGACCAGACAAUUGUGGAGCCUCGGACGUCAGCGCUUCUGCCAGCACCUACAGGGUAGAAUACCAAGAAGUCCAUUGGAAAGCACCUGGAGGACGUCCGGGUGGACAUAAAAGGGGCCACCUCCCUCCAGUCGGGAGGAAGAGGACAGAGCUUGGUGGAAAGAAGUGGAGGUGGUGAUGGACCUUUGGAAGAACUUGAGAAGAAAGGCGAUUUGUGCAGGGACACUGUAUGCUGUGUGGACUUUUAUGUAAAUAAAUGUGUGCUUU
Messenger RNA from Polypterus senegalus (gray bichir), 1354 nucleotides. RefSeq names its product endothelial cell-specific molecule 1 (gene esm1). The transcript has 4 exons. The record is from RefSeq and is a predicted model, not a curated record. The coding region runs from base 316 to 921 and encodes 201 amino acids. Lineage: Eukaryota; Metazoa; Chordata; Cladistia; Polypteriformes; Polypteridae. Gene Ontology annotation, cellular component: extracellular region.